This is a messenger RNA of Leptosia nina, 12573 nucleotides long. The record is from the annotation of a GenBank genome assembly. NCBI's taxonomy places the organism in Eukaryota, Metazoa, Arthropoda, Insecta, Lepidoptera, Pieridae.
AUGAGGGUCCGACCGCUUUCGGCGGCCCUGCUUUUCGUCCUACUCUCUCUACUCUCCGAGGUUUCAAGCGCAGAGGACAUAUAUUGGGAAGGAGAAGACGAUGUUUCAAAUGAAUACUUGGAGGUGGAUGAUGUAGACGCGGGUAUUGGCAAGCACUUACGGCGACUUAAACGAGACUUUUGGUCCUUCUUCACAUCCAGUACGCCAGCUCCAGAAAAUUAUGAAAGCGUUACAGGAGAUGACGAAGAUAUUGGAGACAAAUACGAAGAAGUAGAAAAUGAAGUUGACGGUGGUUCUGGUGUUCCGGACAGGCUUGAACCAGAACAGAAAGAGAAAACUCUUCGUGUAACAUUUGUUGUGAGAGAGCCAUACCAAAUGAAUUACUCAAACAGAGAUUCGCUAGCAUUCCAAAACUUCUCGAAGUCUUUGGCGGAUGCUGUAAACGCAUUGUUCAGAGAUCUUCCUGGAACACAUAGAGCUAGUUUAGUUAGGAUACAAUCAAUAGCGACAGACGAAUUCUCUUGCAAAGUCACACUGGAAAUUGUCACCACGGGCUACGAAGACACCGACAAAAUUGCAAAUAUCCUUCGUCAACAUAUCGAAAAGAAGAUGAAACUAGGUGAUGUGGCUGUCAGUGAUGAAGAUUUUAGCGCUACUGUUAUAGAUACAGCUUAUAACACGCCACUUGACACUUGCUCCUUGGAUGAACUGAGCUGCUCCGACGGUCGGUGUGUCCCAGGUUCAGCCAGGUGCGACAGAGUCAGAGACUGUCCAGAUGGUUCCGAUGAAAUUGGGUGUCCUUUCGAAACAAAUGAAGAACAAAGCCCAGAUGAUGGUGGUGAUGAUUACCCGAAUCCUGAUAUAGGCGAAACAGAAGACAAGUCUAAUCCAGAAUAUAAACCUGAUAAUGAGGAUGAUGAUCGUUUGAUAACUCCAUACGAGAAGAACAAUGAAGCUGGAGAAGGGAACCGUGUUCCUUCAUAUGACAACUCCACAUAUACAGAGAACGACGACGAUAACCUCAUAAGCCCCUACGAUCCACGUAACAAUAACGAAAACAAUAUCGAUUCUGAACGAUAUCCUGGCGGAGACAGGGGUGACACUCCAGAACAACCAUCGGAUACUGUAACUGACUAUCCAGGUGUGGACCAAUCACCACAAAUUUGUCCUGAUAACGAGAUGCAGUGCGAUGAAACACGCUGCGUACCACUGGACAAAAGGUGUGACCGCUACCCAGACUGUAAUGACGGCAAAGAUGAAGAAAAUUGUCCUGACCAAUCAUGCGGUAUUGAUGACUUCAGAUGUGAUGAUGGAAAAUGCAUAGAAGGAUACCGGCGCUGCGACCGCGUGGUGGAUUGCGCGUCCAGCGAGGAUGAACAAGCCUGUGAUUGUAGACCUGAUGAAUUCCGUUGCUUAGUUGAUGGCUCCUGCAUAGAAGACAGGAAGCGCUGUGAUGGCAUCAACCAUUGUUUGGACGGCUCUGACGAAUACGAUUGUGCAAAGGGAUACUUUAGAUGCAGAGGUGGCAAGUUAAUACCCGAAAGCGCGAGAUGUAACCGUCGAUACGAUUGUGACCCUGGAGAUUAUUCCGAUGAACAGUAUAAUUGUCCAUGUGGUGAUGGCGACUUCAAAUGUGACAAUGGCUUCUGCAUUCCCAGAUCGAAACAUUGUGACAGAACGCAUGAUUGUCAAGAUGGUUCUGAUGAACGAGAUUGCAUUUAUGGCUCCAUAUGCAUGGCUUAUGAAUAUAAAUGUUCGAGCGGACAAUGCGUUCAGGCCGAAUCUCGGUGCAACGGGACAGUGGAGUGUGACGAUGGUUCGGACGAAAAAAAUUGCCCAUGUAAAAGGGAUCAAUAUGAAUGCCGCGAUGGCACAUGUAUUAAUAUUGCAAACCGUUGCAAUGGCCACAGAGAUUGUCGGCCAAACGGUGAAGACGAAAUUAACUGCGAAGAAGUGCGUUGCCCUGCAGAAAGCUUCACUUGCGAUCCUAGCUCCAGCGUACCUUGUGCGUCACGCUGCGAUGGCAUCCCAGAGUGCGAUAAUGGUGAAGAUGAAGAUGGUUGUACUGAUUGCGCGCACAAAUGCGACGGCAGAUGUAUUGAAGAACAACAAAUUUGCGACACGAUCCCCGACUGUUCCGAUGCAUCUGAUGAGAUCAAUUGCAAUAAUUGCGAUGGACCGAACGACUUCAGAUGUAGAAAUGGCGAAUGUAUCAAAGCAUCUCAACACUGCAAUGGAGUGGCGGAAUGCGCCGACGCAAGUGACGAGUUGCAGUGCAAUGAUACUAUGACGACUGGACCGCUGCUCUGCUACGCCAACCAGUUUCAAUGCCGAAACGGCAUGUGCAUAGACAGCCAAUUCUUCUGCGACAAUCACGCAGACUGCACAGACAACUCCGACGAAGAGAAUUGCCCUUGCGACGCGGGUUACUGGCAAUGCCGGACAGGACAAUGUAUUCUUGACUCUGAGCAUUGUGACGGCAGCGUUCAGUGCAGCGACGGCUCUGAUGAGUAUGACUGCCCCACCACGUACCGGCCUUUCAUUACGGAGCACCCGUUUACUGUACAGCCACCAGUGAAGCAGCCCCCUCAAUACUUCACAACAACUCCUGUGCCAUAUUUCCCUCCAUAUGUUCCGGACAACAGAGUAGAGAUAUGUGAGAGAAACCAAUGGCGUUGCGAAAAUGGGCCUUGUAUUGAUGCGUUUCGACGAUGCGAUGGUCACGUGGAUUGUCCAAGAGAUGGCAGCGAUGAAUUCGAUUGCCCACCAGGCAGUCCCGUGGCUCUGAAUUUGAAAAGCUAUCCAGAGGAACAAACAGUGAGAAACGGUGGUGACGUGGUCUUCUCUUGUCGUGACGAGGGGCCGCUCAGAGCUCCAGUCAGAUGGGUGAGAGAAGGCGGCAGAUCUCUUAAGCCCGGUUCAGUUGAUAGGAACGGUCGGCUCGAAAUGAACCAUGUCACCACAGCGGACAGCGGUGUUUACAUUUGUCAAACACCCAGAUACUUGGGUACCCCAGGAUCAGAAUUGAGAGUCAUUCUUAAAGUAGAGAGUGCUCCGAUUACCUUCAGACCACCAUUUUUGGCAUGCCAACACAACGAAGCGACAUGUGCAAGUGGACAGUGUAUACUCAAAUCAGCUGUUUGCGACGGCAGAAUUGAUUGUGAUGACGGUUCUGAUGAAGACACUUGCGGCCAUAAUGGAAUGUGUCAACCUAAUGAAUAUCAGUGCGCGAACAACAAGUGUGUCCUUAAGACCUGGUUCUGUGACUCCGAUGACGAUUGUGGAGAUGGGUCUGAUGAAGCGAAUUGCGGCUUAUCGGAUUCAGCCCAAAACUGUAGCCGGACUGAAUUUGAAUGCGCCAGCAAGAAUCAAUGUAUACCCAGAAGCUUCCAUUGCGACAGGCAGAGUGAUUGCCUUGAUAGGUCUGAUGAAAUUGGAUGCGCGCCUGUUCAUGUGACGCGGCCUCCCGCACCAGCGUAUGUAAGACUGAACCCAGGUGAUACUCUGAGUCUAGUGUGUGAAGCAGUAGGAGUUCCAAUGCCACUAAUAUCUUGGAGGUUGAACUGGGGUCACGUACCACAAAAGUGUACCUCCACUAGUGAAAAUGGAAUUGGUACACUCACCUGCCCGGAUAUGCAAACGGAAGACAGUGGUGCGUACUCGUGUGAAGCUAUUAACAAUGGUGGAACAGUUUUCGCCGUACCAGACUCCAUAGUUUACGUCAACAGGUCUGAAGCCCUCUGUCCGGCCGGAUACUUCAACAGCGAGGCACGCUCUCAAAGUGAAUGUAUUCGUUGUUUCUGCUUCGGAGAGUCGACCACUUGCAAGAGCGCAGACUUGUUCACGUACAAUAUGCCCACGCCGCUUGGAGAAGGUGGCACCAGACUUAUCGGUGUAAGCCAGGCCUACCAGGGAGAUAUUCAAAUUGACAAACAACAGCCGAUUAACAACCAAUACUACUACCAGCCACUCCGUAACGGUGCUACAGUAACAAAAUUGGCGGACUUCAGUCCUGCAUGGUCAAGGAAUACUCUCAAUGCUCACCCAUACUUAACUCUACCGGAGACCUACAAUGCCAACCAACUUACAUCAUAUGGUGGUUAUAUUAAAUAUAGAAUUUCACCACAUAAUCCCCAACAAUACGAAUACGAUGACAACCUUGCUGAUGUUAUUAUUAUUGGAAAAUACCAAACUCUUCUGCAUCAACACCGUGGUGAUCGCGACCGCAAUAUUGAAAUUGAGGCACGCUUGACUCCAGAUAACUGGAUGAAGCCAAGCCCACGUGGGCAAAUUCCAGUCACAAGAGAGGAUAUUAUGAUGGCAUUGGACGACAUUGAAAUGAUAUUACUUCGCGCUGACCUGAACAACGCUGGUGUUAACAUCACAGACUUCACUAUGGAGUCAGCACAGCACAUAAACGUUGGUCUUGGGGCUGCUAGCUUAGUUGAGGAAUGUAGUUGCCCACCGGGAUACGAAGGCUUGUCUUGUCAGAAAUGUGCAUCGGGAUACAUAAGAGAAAGUUCUGGCCCCUGGCUGGGAUCAUGUGUACCCAGGCGGGCUUGCCCACCAGGCACAUAUGGCGACCCUAACAGCGGCGGUGACUGCAGACCAUGUCCAUGUCCGCUAACUAACAGAGAAAACCAAUUUGCUAGAACUUGCUCACUUGGUCCCAGUGGAAUUGUUAUUUGCGACUGUCAACAAGGCUAUGAAGGAAAUGACUGCAGCCGAUGCGCUCCCAACUAUUUUGGAAACCCAUUGAUACCUGGGGACUCUUGUAAGCCAAAACCAUCUGACAACUGCAAUGCAUUAGGAACAGCACAAGUAAGAUUGCCAGAUGAGUGCGUCUGCAAGGACAAUGUUCAAGGAAGAUACUGUGAUCAAUGCAAAGCCGGAACUUUCUUCCUUUCCGAUGACAACCGAGACGGAUGUGCAUCAUGUUUCUGUUCAGGAGUAUCACAACAGUGUAUGAGCAGCAACCUUCGUAGGAAAACAACAAAUGUUCGUUUCAAUGUACCUCAAAUAGUUGGCCAAGUUAAACUGUUCAAGAGUGCACCAUUUGGUUCUGGUGGCACAGUUAGAUACAAUGCACCAAUUGAAACUGACGCACAACCAGAGUUGCUUAGAGGAGAGAUCACACUCAGCAGUUUUGAUAGAGCACAGCCUUCAAUAUACUACUGGAGUCUACCUAUUAGUUUUGCUGGCGACAAAGUAACGUCCUAUGGCGGUUUCUUGAAUUAUGAACUGCGUCACGUACCGGUCCCUGGAGGACAAGUGUCCAGGAACCAUGCUGCUGAUGUUCAACUGAUUAGUGACAAUAGACUGACCUUCAAUUACUUUGGAAACUUUGACCCUGACAAUGAUGGAUAUCUGAAUGCUAGCAUACAAUUUUUGGAAAAAGGAUGGCAAAGGCCUGAUGGAAAAGAGGUUUCCCGAGAACACUUCCUUCUUGCUCUAGCAGAUGUAAAGACUAUUUUAGUGAAGGCAACAUAUACAACUAACACAGAAGUAGCUUCCGUCGUCAGUGCCAGUAUUGAAACAGCUGAACCUGGCGGUGAUGGUGCAUUAGCUCAACACGUGGAACAGUGUGUGUGUCCUGGAGGUUAUGUCGGGACAUCUUGUGAGGACUGUGCUCCUGGUUUUACAAGAACAUUGCGCGGAUUGUACUUGGAGCAUUGCGGACCCUGCGAAUGUAACGGUCAUUCCACCAUGUGCCAUCCAGAAACUGGUGUUUGUUAUGAUUGUGCCGAUAAUACUGCUGGGCCAAACUGUGAAGACUGCAGAGAAGGCUACGAAAGAGAUGGGUACAACAAUUGUGUCCCAAGCAGUUCAAGUACACCGACACCUUGCAACUGCGAUCCUCGUGGUGAAGAAAUGCCUUGCGAUGAAGCUGGCCGCUGUUCGUGUAAGCAGAAUGUAGAAGGGGAGACAUGUAGCCGCUGCAGACCAGGAACGUUUGGCCUCGACGCAUCUAACGCACUCGGAUGCUUGCCUUGUUAUUGCUCAGGAGUCACCAACAACUGUCAUGAGGCCAGUCAUUAUACUAGAAUACCAAUGGCGGCACCGAUUUUCGGAGAGAACUACGGUGGAUACUCAAUAACGGAUUUAAAUGGUGAACAAGUUAUCAACGACCAAUUCUUACCGGUUCCAAAUGAAAGUGAAUUGAUGUACAUCUUCUCAACUCCGCCAGCCGAAGAAUUGUACUGGUCCCUGCCCGUAUUCCCUGGUAAUCGAGUCCUUUCUUACGGUGGAUCGUUGUCGGUAACGCAGAAGUUCCAAACCGGCGGUUAUCCAGAGGAAUCUGCGCCUGGAACUGACGUGGUCCUCAUCGGUGAUGCAAUAUCAGUGUACUGGACCAACCCAACACCAAUUAGAUCUGGCGAAUCUUUGAGUUACCAAGUUCCAUUGCAAGAGAACGGCUGGUACAUCCUCAAUUCACCAAGACCAGCGAGCCGUCAAGACUUCAUGAGUGUAUUGAAGAACCUUCAACGCGUCCUCGUGAGGGCCACCCUUGUAGAGAAAAUCACAGCUACCGCGAUUGCCGACGUUUCCAUGGAUACGGCAGCUGAAAGCUUCGAUUCUACUUCUCCAGUAGCAAAGAGUGUUGAGGUGUGUAUGUGUCCCGAGGGAUACUCCGGAACCAGUUGUGAAACGUGCAAAGCUGGGUACUUCAAAGACCAGAACGGGCUCUGCCGCCAGUGCAACUGUAAUGGCCACGACUGCCAAUUGAAUAGCUACGACGAAGUUGAAUGUAAUUGCCGACCACCUUACACAGGCCCAGAUUGUUCUACAGUCGGCGUUAUAAUGGAACUGCAUCCGACCAUACAUGAAGACUACCACAACUCGAUCUUAGUCGGGGUAACGUUUACCUGCAAAUACCGAGCUCCAGAACCGCUAACAAUUAAGUUCUUCCACGAUGGAAUAGAAAUAAAGCCCUCGAAGCUAUAUAACGAAUCGAAGCUGUAUAAAGAUGGUUGGCGAGGAGAACAAAGCUGGAAAACCAUCUGGAAUACAAUCCGCGAAGGCGAUACUUACGAGUGCCGGACUUUCACUAAGGGGGGAUCUAUACUAGGCGUUCUAACGACUACCCUACCAGAAAAAGGCGGUGAGCCCAGCAUUGACCAAAACACAAGGCCACCACCACCGCAGAGCACAGUGGUUGUAAGAAUAACUAGCCCAACCAUCAAGAUUGAAGAAGUCGGUAGUACAGUUAACUUCACAUGUCAAGCCCAGAGCCGUAUGGUGCGUGGACCACUCCAAAUCAACUGGUACAAGGCUGAUGGUGAUUUGCCCCUGGACAGAACUCAGAUUAACCAAAGAACUGGAAUGCUGCUGAUCACCAACCUUCAAAUUUCCGACAGUGGAGUAUAUGUUUGUCAGACUUCUGAUGGUAUUUCUACGGAUCAAGCUAAAGCAACGCUCAAGGUGCCAGGAAACGAUAUGACCCUGCCAACGGUUUCGAUCUACCCGUCUAUCGUGGAGUACUACGAAGGCGACAGAAUUGAAUUGACCUGUUCGACAACUGGCAACCCAGCACCAAGAAUCACUUGGCAGAGAGCGAACAACCGCCCGCUACCAAGAUCAACAGUAACAUAUGACGCACUAUUGAUCAUUGAAAACGCAAGAGUUGAUGACUCUGGUGAAUAUAGGUGCAUAGCGUCUAACGCAGCCGGAUCUAGAGAUAGAACAGCGAUUGUGACAGUCCACCAAAGACCUUCAAAGCCAUCCUACCAGGAACUGUCAGUGUCUUCGUCUACCCCAGUCGUUGAUGAGGGUAAAAGCAUAACCAUAGUGUGUACGGCCACAGCAAGUGUACCAGCUGGAGCUAUUGAUUGGGUGAGGCAAGACGCUACAGAGUUCUUACCGAACGUAAGGGCUGCUAAUGGCGUUCUCUACAUAGACUACGCGCGUAGAGAGAACGCUGGUGUCUACAUCUGUCAAACGUCAGCUUUCGGUGUUAAUCCCACGCUCAUCACCCUUGAAGUUAGACCUCAAGGUACCCCGGCGCCGUCUGAAGUUUCAAAUAUUACCGUCUCUGUCGAUCACUUGAGAAUUCCAACUGGUGGGAGUGGGACAAUAGACUGUACACCACAAGGAUAUCCCUUACCGCUGGUUAAGUGGACUAAGUACCAAGAAACCUUCGGCCCAGGAACCAGUCAGCGUGAUAAUACACUUAUCAUUAGCAAUGCCCAGGAUAGCGAUCAAGGCUACUAUCUGUGCGAAGGAUCUGUUGAUGGAGUGCCUAUUGUUAGCAACUAUGUCUAUGUGGAAAUCGAAAAACGUGAGGCACCUCGAGUCGAAAUAUAUCCACCUGGAGAGAACUCGGUGACAUUGGGUAGCCAAUACCAGAUUCACUGUCGUGUUGUGGGUGGCAUUCCCGCUCCAGUUAUAACCUGGGAUAAGAACAGAGGACAGUUAUCACCCCAUGUGGAGAUACAGCAAAACAACAACGUACUCAGCUUCCAAACGGUAGAAGUGAAUGAUGAAGGUACAUACACAUGUACAGCAACGAAUGAAGCUGGAUCCUCAAGUGCAAGCGCAAUUGUGAAGGUCAGGUCCCCCCCUGAGAUCACAAUUACACCAAGCAAUUACCUCCAGGCUAUAAAGGGAGACCGUGUCGUGGUAGAAUGUCGAGCGGAUGGUUACCCAGAACCCAUGGUAUCUAUAAGACUAUCUGACCGUGAAAUUGUCCCGGCUUCACCAAGGAUUGCAGUACUGUCUCUAUCAUACGUAAAUGAGAGAAACGAAGGCGACUACACCUGUAUCGCCACUUCAGUUGCUGGAACAGUUAGAGAACAAUUCGCUAUCCGUGUCGAUAGAGGAGACGGCGGAUUUGGAAACGAUGAGGGCAGUGGCGAAUACGAAAUUGGACCAGAUUAUUCACCCGACGAAGGCUUCGACAGACCAAGCAACAUGGUAGCUAUAGAGGGACAGGAAAGUCGCUUGGGUUGCAAUACAUCCAACGAAUUCCAAGUAAUUUGGGGCAGAGCUGAUAGGAGACCUCUACAAUACAACGCUAGGCAAUAUGGCUCAGAACUCAUCAUUUACAACACUUCAAAAGCUGAUUCAGGCAGAUACGAAUGCACGCUGAUCAACCGCCGUACCAAUGACGUACAACAAUCUGUCUACACCAGUUUAGAUGUAAUGGCGCCGCCAAGAAUUACUCUACGCCCUCCAUCGCAAAUAGUCCACCCGGGACAGUCGCCAACCGUAGAAUGUGUGGUUGAAGGAGACGACAUUCUCAGCAUUUCUUGGAAACCCGUCGACAGAUUGCCGUCGAGCCGUGUGGAAAUCCGUGACUCUACUCUGUUGUUCCGUCAAAUCGAAGUGGAGGACGCUGGUAAAUACGAAUGCUUCGCGAUGAACCGAGUGGCAAAUGCCACAGCAAUAGCCGAAGUCAUCGUCAACGAAGAAGCGGAUCGCGCUACAUCGGAAUCGCAUGAUAACGAGCAAUACGCGCACGUUGGCGCCGCCGUCCACCUCAGCUGCAACGUCACCCAGCCAGGAUUAAAAAUAAGAUGGAACAAGGACGGACGCACGCUACCGCGCUCUGUGUCACAGAAGAAUGACGGCUCACUCUUCAUUAAACUCGCCCAAAAGACAGACAGCGGUCGCUAUGUUUGUAUUAUCUGGGACGGCUACGGACGACAGACUAGCAAUUACAUCAACCUCCACAUCGAGGGUGUUGAGUGCUCUGUAAACCAGUUUCGUUGUGAGGACGACAGUGGUUGUAUUGAUGAAGAUUUAAUUUGCGAUGGAUACGAUAAUUGUCUGGAUUCUAGCGAUGAGAAUAAGUGCAUAUUGAGGGAAAAGCGAUUGUUGAACUCGCAUAAGGAUCACCGGAGUUAUGGGACCCGAGACGAGGCGCCCGCCUUGAUCACUAUUGAUCAGCCAAGAAGACCGUUCAGGAUUGGAGAGAAGGUAGAAGUAGUGUGCAGAGGUCAAUCUAGAGACAUCAAAGUAUCCUGGGAAAGAUUCAGAACAAACCAAUAUGUGCAAACAAGGAUUUAUGGCGAUGGUGCAGUUCUUUUGAUUCCAAACGUGGAACAAUCGGACGCUGAUGUAUACAGAUGUACCGGAACCGACCCAUAUGGAAGAUCGUCUUGGGAUGACUUCGUGCUGGAAGUUGUGCCAGUGUCUGACUCAAAGCCUUAUCCCAUAAAUGACGAAGAGACAAUGUAUACGGCCCGCCUGGGUGACACGAUCGACUUGCCCUGCAGCAGUAACCUAGAAGAGCCUGUAGCUAUCGAAUGGAGGAGAGAGUUUUCACCGCUACCAUCCGGUAUAAGACAAUAUGAGCGCAACCUCCACCUUGACAGUGUGACGGAAGCGGACGCUGGUACAUAUGUUUGCCGCGUCAGAAAUAACGUGGCUCUUGUCGAGACCAGAGCAACUCUUCGUGUUGUAGGCAUUGUUCCUAAGUUUAAUGGCGAUGGAUGGUUGGCUCUACCCACCUUGAAAGACGCCUAUAUGCAGUUCGAAAUUGAGGUUUCAUUCAAGCCUGCUGAUUCCAACGGUAUCAUCUUGUACAAUAGUCAGAAGGAAGAUGGCACAGGUCAUUACUUGGUGUUGGAAUUGGUUGAUGGAGUACCACAGUUUACUCUCAAAUUCGACGCCGCUGAUGCCCUAGUGACUAGGGGAGACAGACCGCUUACAUUGAACGCUUGGCACACUGUUAGACUUAGACGAAGUGGUUCUAAAGUAACAAUGGACGUAGACAACACUGGACCGUUCUCAGCGGAAUCGUCCAUCCAAUAUCAAACCUUGGACCUUUACGCGCCCUUGUACAUCGGUAAUGCCCCGAUAGAUCGGCCCGAAGAACUAGAAUCUGCCUCUGGAUUUGUGGGAUGCGUAAGCAUGUUGAUACUAGGCAAGGAAGAAAAGAAUAUAAUGGCGGAUAGUUUCGACAGAAACAAUGUGUACGACUGCGAUUCCUGUACACCAAAUCUUUGCUUGAAUAAUGGAGUGUGCCAAGAGGCCCGCAACGAACGCGGCUACAUUUGUCUAUGCGCUGGUGGUUUUGCCGGUCAAAACUGCGACAAAACAGGCGAAGCUUGCCGGCCAGGUCUCUGUGGCCCGGGGAAAUGUACUGACACCGCUGACGGCUACAAAUGCGCUUGCCCCGUUACUUUUAUCGGCAAAAACUGCGAAAUGAGACAGAAUAUUGAAUACCCAGCGUUUACGGGCAGCGCCUUCCUCGCUAUAAAGCCGCCACAGACGUCACGCUACCUAAAAAUGUCGAUGAAGAUCAAAGCGAAGCCGCCAGUGACUGAUGGUAUUAUCAUGUACUGCGCGCAGUCACCGAGAGGUUACGGUGGAUUCACAUCGCUGACAGUACGAGAUGGACAUCUGGAGUUCCGUUAUGAUCUUGGUGAUGGUAGCGAACCUGUAGUACUCACAAGCAACAAGACCCUGCAAGCGAACCAAUGGACCUCGGUGCAGGUCAUCAGAAGUGGCCAGCUCGUUUCAUUGAAUGUGGAUAUGAUCUACAGUCACAAUGCUAGACUUGGUUCGCCUAAGGAUUUGAACCUCGAAACACCACUAUUUGUCGGCGGCGUUGACGACUCAAUAGUCCUUAACAAUAACACCGGCGUUAUUGGCGGUUUUAGCGGAUGCAUCAAGGAUGUGAAACUACAAGGAGACGAUCUAAACUUGAUCAAUUCCUCCAUACAAUCGGCGAAUGUUCAGGAAUGCGUCAACUAUGACCGCGGAGAUAUACCAGAUAUCGAAAGUGUAUGUUCACUGUGUCGCAACGGCGGCUACUGCACAAACCCUGACUCAGUCGCCUGCACGUGUCAACCUGGCUUCUCGGGCCAGUACUGUGAGCUCAGAGCACCAUUGAGUGAACAAAGGCGGCCUUUGGACAACCCAUGUUCCGCGCUACCUUGUAGAAAUGGCGGUACCUGUAAGACAGAUCGAUCGACUAGAAUGAACUAUACGUGCGACUGUCCUCUUGGAUACGCUGGUGUCAAUUGUCAAAUGUCCUUGGAACUACUGCAGAGCGUCGGUUUCAACGGUAACGGUUACCUGGAGUUACCAGCCAGCUAUUUGAGAUACGACAGAUUAGAACUGGAGCCAGUUGUUAUUGCACUUGCUGUACAUACAACGAACGACGGCGUGCUCCUGUACCAGAGGGAAGCUCAAUUGAGUGCAGGAGGAGACUACAUUCUUAUUAAGAUUGAGAGGGGCAUAGUUGUGAUGGAAUGGGACCUAGGUAGUGGUGUCAACACUUUGGCUAUUGAAGAUGUACACGUUGCUGAUGGCGAGAGUCACAAUAUAAUAGCGAAACUGUUCGUCGACAACCACGUUGAGUUGAAUGUAGACAAUGUGUCUAAGACGAAAAUGACAAACGGAAUCUCCAACGAGUUUUACGACCUAAUUAUGAAUGCAGACUCCAAUAUCUAUAUUGGUGGCGUACCGGAAAGGUGGAACGCUGAUGUCAACUAUUACCCGGGUCUAACCGGCUGCGUGGAGCAAGUUGAAUUCACUGGUUCGCUACGGGGUCUUAAGCUCGGAAAGGUCGCUGUAGCUGGAAGGAAUACACAGCGAUGCAAGGACCGAGUGACCUAUUACUGA